ACUGACCAAACGUCUACAUGAUGAUCCUUCACUUGGGUGCUCAUCUGCUCUUUAUGGGACUGGUUGUUUGUAAAGCAAACGCUGGAUCUAGUCUCAGGUUUACCGGAUCCGAUGAGCAAUGGGUUGCGCUUCCAAUGUGGAACGCUUGCUGUGAAAGCGAGAUGAGCUUCAGUGUGAAAACCACACAUCUGAAUGGACUCCUGGUGUACUUUGAUGACGAAGGCUUCUGCGAUUUCCUCGAGCUGCACAUACACGUUGGGAAACUCAGACUGUGCUUUACCAUUUUCUGCGCCGAGUCCACGUGCGUGCUUUCUGACGUCGCCGUCAAUGACAACCAGUGGCAUUCGGUCACGAUUAUGAGGAACUUCAGAAACACCACACUCAUCGUCGAUGAAGAAAUAAAGUGGGAGGAGGUUAAAUCCAAACGGCGGGAUAUGACCGUUUUCAGCCACUUGUUUUUAGGAGGGAUUCCCUCAGAGCUGAGAUCAGUGUCUUUACAGCUGACGUCCAAGACUGUGAAAGAUCACACUUCGUUUAUAGGCUGGAUAAUGGAUGUGAAAGUCAACGAAUCUGAGCCUGUGAUAAUCAACAGCGCUGGAGUCCACGAAGACCUCUGCGGCUCAGAAAACAAAUGCUUGAAUGGAGGAGUGUGUAGUGUUGUUGAUAAUAAACCUACAUGUGACUGCUCUCAAACCGGCUACCAGGGAAAAGACUGCAGUGAAGGUCUUGCACACCUGAUGAUGCUUGAUCAAGCAAUGGAAGAAUAUGUGGCCACAUUCAGAGGUUCAGAAUAUUUCUGCUACGAUCUUUCCCUCAACCCCAUCCAAAGCAGCAGCGAUGAAAUCACGCUGUCCUUCAAAACUCUUCAGAGAAACGGACUGAUGCUGUACACCGGGAAAAUUGCAGAUUAUGUCAACCUGGCUCUGAAAAACGGGGCGGUGUCGCUGGUCAUAAAUUUGGGCUCCGGGGCGUUUGAAGCUCUGGUGGAGCCGGUCAAUGGAAAAUUUAAUGACAACGAAUGGCAUGAUGUGAAAGUGUCGCGGAAUUUGCGUCAGCACUCAGGCAUUGGAUAUGCAAUGGUUACGAUAUCUGUGGACGGAAUACUGACCACCACAGGAUACACUCAGGAGGACUACACCAUGCUGGGCUCCGAUGACUUUCUGUAUGUCGGAGGGAGUCCCAGUACGGCCGACCUGCCCGGAUCUCCUGUCAGCAACAACUUUAUGGGCUGUCUGAGGAAGGUUGUUUAUAAAAACAAUGAUGCUGAACUGGAGCUGUCCAGACUGGCCUAUCAAGGAGACCCAAAGCUGAAGAUCCAUGGAGUGGUUGCAUUUAAAUGUGAGAAUGUGGCCACGUUGGAUGCCAUCACGUUUGAGACCCCAGAAUCCUUCCUGACGCUGAUGAAGUGGAACGGCAAGAAAAGCGGGUCCAUUUCCUUCGACUUUCGCACCACCGAACCCAAUGGCCUCCUGCUGUUCAGCUGCGGGGGAGCCAAACUGCAGAAUAAAGAGGCCAAGAGUCCCGUCACGCUGAAGGUGGACUUCUUUGCCAUUGAAAUGCUGGACGGUCUGCUGUAUCUGCUGCUGGAUAUGGGAUCUGGGACCACCAAGACUUUGGCGCUGAACAAGAAAGUCAAUGAUGGAGAGUGGUAUCAUGUGGACUUCCAGAGGGACGGGAAAUCAGGCACCAUCUCCAUCAACUCAGUGCGCACCCCUUACCUGUGUCCCGGAGACAGUGAGCUCCUGGAUCUGGACGAUCACCUGUACCUGGGCGGCGUUCCGGAGAGCUCCGGCGGGACGGUGUUCCCCACAGGGGCCUGGAGCGCCCUGCUGAACUACGGGUACGUGGGCUGCGUGCGGGAUCUGUUCAUCGACGGGCGCAGUGUGGACAUCCGGCGUGCGGCGGAGCUGCAGAGAGCUGCAGGAGUGAAGCCGUCCUGCAGUAAAGAGCCGUCCGGGAAGUGUGUGAGCGAGCCCUGCUUGAACAGAGGAGUCUGCAGGGAGGGAUGGAGCCGAUAUAUAUGCGACUGCACCGGGACGGGAUUCCUGGGACACUCCUGCGAGAGAGACGCCACCAUCCUCUCAUUCGAUGGCAGUAAGUUCCUGAAGGUGCAGUUUUCUGCAGCGAUGCACACUGAGGCCGAAGACGUGUCCCUGCGCUUCCGCUCGCUGCGGGCCUACGGCGUCCUGAUGGCCAGCACAUCUACACACACCACUGACACACUGCGCCUGGAGCUGGAGGCCGGACGCGUGCGGCUUACUGUUAACCUGGACUGUAAGAGGAUAAACUGUACCAGCAGUAAAGGACCCGAGAGCUUAUUUGCUGGUCAGAAUCUGAAUGAUGAUGAAUGGCACACAGUGCGUGUGAUCAGGAGAGGAAAGAAUCUGAAACUAUCUGUGGAUGAUCUGUCUACUGUCGAAGGAGAGAUACCAGGCGACCACACACAGCUGGAGUUUCACAACAUCGAGACCGGCAUCAUCACAGGAAAACGCCAAUUCCCCACAAUGCCCUCCAACUUUAUUGGGCAUCUCCAGAGCCUGAUGUUUAAUGGUAAACCGUACAUCGACCUUUGCAAGAACGGAGACAUCGAUUACUGCCAAACCAACGCUCCAAUCGGCUUCAAGAGCAUCAUCGCAGAUCCGGUGACGUUCAAGUCCUGCUCCAGCUAUGUGACGCUGCCAUCUUUACAGGCGUAUUACUACAUGUACCUGUUUUUCCAGUUCAAGACCACCUCUGCGGACGGACUCAUACUCUUUAAUAGUGGAGAUGGAAAUGAUUUUAUUGCUGUAGAGCUGGUGAAAGGCUACCUGCAUUACAUCUCUGAUCUGGGAAACGGUGCUCAUCUCAUUAAAGGAAACUCAAUUAAACCUCUCAAUGACAACCACUGGCACAACGUGAUGAUCUCCAGAGACCCCAAUAACCUGCACACGGUCAGAAUCGACACCAAAACCACCAGCCAGACCACACUGGGAGCCAAAAACCUGGACCUGAAAGGUGAUUUGUUCGUGGGUGGUGUUCCCGAGCAGAUGUACAAAGAUCUGCCCAAGUUAGUUCAUGCAAAAGAAGGGUUUCAGGGCUGUCUGGCGUCUGUGGAUCUGAACGGGCGUUUGCCGGACCUGAUGAACGAAGCGCUGGUCUGCGUCGGACAGAUCGAGAGAGGAUGUGAAGGGCCCAGCAGCAGCUGUGAGGAGGACUCGUGUGCCAAUCAGGGCGUCUGUCUGCAGCAGUGGGAGAACUUCACCUGCGACUGCAGCAUGACCUCAUAUGCAGGACCGCUGUGUGCAGACCUAAGAGGUGCCGUUUUAAAAUGGUUUUCUAUUGGUUAA
Messenger RNA from Danio aesculapii, 3326 nucleotides. RefSeq names its product neurexin-1b. Bases 18 to 3326 code for a protein of 1102 amino acids. Lineage: Eukaryota; Metazoa; Chordata; Actinopteri; Cypriniformes; Danionidae. The transcript is spliced from 15 exons. The record is from RefSeq and is a predicted model, not a curated record.